CUGCGAACGAUCUCCCCUCGGGUUCUCGCCAACCUGCACCGCUGCCCACACCCUGCCGAUCAUGGAUAGAGAGGAGAAGAUUCGGCUUGCCAAGAAAAAGUUGAACAAGUUCCAAAAAUCCAAGACAUCCGCCAAGUCCGAUGUUGCAGAUGCUGCGCCGGAAGACACUCGAGUCUCUCCCACUUCUUUUCCUGCUCCGGAGGCUGUGUCUGCGGCGCCCACUCUCCCGCUAGCACCCAAGGAGCAUACCUCGCCUGUUGCUUUGCCGAAAGCCAGGCCCAACACUGCGGGGGUCUUGUUGAGCGGGCUUUUCUCUACUGUCAGCGAGGUUGCCGGCGACAUAUACAGCACCGCACAGCAUUCGCUCUCAGACAUGCGAGGCCCUGCCCAGCCUCGCUCGACUCCAGCAACCUCGCCUCGAGCAGCGCCGGAUCUGUUUCAAGAGCAUACCCCACACUCUGACGCCCGGUUCUUUGACGAUAUCGCCGAACACACCAAUCCCGAGUACUUUACCGAGACCAACGGCCUUCAGCCCUUUCAGCCCUUCGAGUCACGCAGAUCGCCAACCACCCAAGCUAUUUUGUCGCCGCGGACUCGUCCCUCUCUGUCAUCGGCAGGCUCUCCAAACCCGCCUUCUAUUCUCUCACCCAAGGCCAGUCGUCCUCGUGUUGUCGAAUCGGUUUCGCUUAUGAGCCCGUUGUCGCCAAGCCGUCUCCCGAUCGACCAUGUCGCCGAGAGCGCCGCCUCGCUACAGACGAUCAAAAACCCCACCUCUCCCCGCAGCGGUGCGACUGCCUAUCCUAUCUCGGCCCUGAAUGCGUCCGAUGCGCUGAUGGAUACAAUUGCCCGUGAAAAUGGUAUAUUGAUUGAGCAGAAAAAGGUUAUGGAAAUCGAGAUAUUCAAGCUCCGCGGCGCUCUCGACCAGGCACAUUCCGUCAAUGAGGCGCUUCAGCGCGAUCUGAACGACGAGCGGUACAUCAACCAGCAGAACCUGGCUGCGCUUCAGGAGCUCGACGACCUCCGAAAUCAACUCUCCGACCUGUUCACAGAAAACACCAUGCUUCAGGAUCAAUUGCAUGUCAUAUCCGCUUCGCGAACCGAAUCCCAGAAUCGAAUCGCGCUGCAGGACCGUGAGCUUCAUCAAUGCUAUACACGCAUUCGGGACCUUGAACAGCAUUACACGAGUAUAGUCGCCGAGAAAACUGCGCUCUCGGAGCAGCUGCGGGUCAAGUCCCGGGAUCUUGAUCAGCUCCUCAAGGAAAAAGCUUCCCAAAACACAAAAAUCGAGGCUAUUGCAAACGAUCUGUCGAGCCGCGGAAAGGAGUGGUCUCCGGAAGAGGCUGGAAUGUUGAAUCAGUCCGUCGCUACCGAAUUGGAGCGCCGCCAUCAGUUGAACCAUCUUGCCGAAUCCAAAUCCACCACGCAGCUUCUGAAUGUCAUCGUCGCUUUGACCAACUCGAAUGUUCAGCUUGGCAAGCGUCUCGAGGAAGUCCAUAAGGCUCGCCCGUCGUAUCUACCAUUGACCGCCUUAUCGGAUUCCGUUGCCCCCGAGUCUGACCCAACGCGGCCGUACGACUCAUUCCCAACACCGAACUCGUAUCCAAGCUCCCAUGCUGCACACAUGGGUGUCCAGCAGCCCGCCACUUUGAGUAUCCGGCCAACCGUCGCCGGGGGCUCUGAUCGAGGCGAUCGCGUCCUUGCUCCCACUUUCCCUAUGACGGCAUCGUCGGUUCGCAAGCCCCUCGCGCCAGAGGAGCCUCUGGACCCACGCCAGCUGUUUACUGAAUCACAAGGAGAUUACAACCUGCUCCUUGGUUCGGCUGAUGCUUUGAGCAGCUACCCGCCUUCUGGCUACAGUCGGUAUCCAUGAUGGCUGUUUUUUGGCCAGAGGGAUCGGGCACCACUUGUACAGGGGGAUCCCGUUCUGCCGAUAGCAGCAAUCGGCGCUUACGCUACUUGUUCUGAGUGAAGCGAGGUGCUGGCGCAUAAGAGUAUGAUGUCCAUAAUAGAGAUUUCUCAAUGCGA
This is a messenger RNA of Polychytrium aggregatum, 2025 nucleotides long. RefSeq lists its product as uncharacterized. The coding region runs from base 62 to 1870 and encodes 602 amino acids. Lineage: Eukaryota; Fungi; Chytridiomycota; Chytridiomycetes; Polychytriales. The record is from RefSeq and is a predicted model, not a curated record. The transcript is spliced from 6 exons.